AUGAAUACGACGGAUGUCUUCACCGAGGCUACCUACGACGCCACGACGUGGUUCGAAUUCUACGGGACGUCAGCCUCACCUGUGCCGACGUCGACGUCAGGUGUCCUGGCGGCGUGCACGCUGACGGCGCCGACGCGCUGCGGCAUCUACGGCGCCGCGCCGUCCCUCCAGCCGCUGCUGAUCGUCAUCUGGCUCGGCUUCCUGCUCUGGUCGCUCUUCGGGAACGGCUGUCUGCUGGCCGCCAUGGGGACUACCAUGGACAUGGAGGAACGUGGGAACUACUUCCUAAGCGGGAUCGCGAUGGCAGACAUCCUCCUGGCUGUAGUCCACGCUCCUGCCUCCAUCUCUUCUCUAGUGUCAGGCGAGCUCAUGGCGGAAGGAUGGUGCAGACUGCAGGCCGUCCUGUCUCCUGGUCUCUUCAACCUCUCCAUGAGCUUCAUGACGGGCCUGUGGUACUGCCGCUACCGCUACAUCGUCCACCCUCUGACGUACCAGGCCACCGUGACGUCACGCCGCAUCGCCGUCGCUAUGGCAACGAGCGUCGCCAUCAGCUUCCUGCCUCCCGCCAUCUUCGUGUUACGUCAUCACCGUGACGUCACGGCCGUGGUGGGGCUGGCCUACCCUCCCGUGCUGACCAUACCCUGCAACGUGGGGGGUCCCGAGCGCCUGAUUAACUUGGUUAUCGACAUCGUGCUGUUCGGCGUGUGCACGCUCUGCAUCGUCAGCGUGCUGAUGGAGGCACGGAAACACCGUGUCGACAUCGCCAACCAGGUUCCAGCAAUCGCCUGGGCGGAGCAGGCCAACGCCUGGCGGGUGCAGAUCAAGCUGGUGUACACCCAUCUGAUGACACUGGGCGUGAACUGCCUGACCUGGCUGCCUAUACUCGUCAUAGGCAGUAUGCUGACAUCAGGCACGCUGAUCCUGAACGACUCUGUGUCCAUCUGGCUGGAGGUGUUCUGGAUGGUGAACCAGACCUCCACCUUCUCCGACUCCGUGGUCUUCGCCUUCCGGUACGAGAUCUACCGGAAAGCGCUCAAGCAGCUGGUUCGCAAGAUCCGGCAGAUCAUCGACGAGUACCAGUACGAUGAUUAA
Messenger RNA from Branchiostoma belcheri (Belcher's lancelet), 1092 nucleotides. RefSeq names its product probable G-protein coupled receptor 83. Lineage: Eukaryota; Metazoa; Chordata; Leptocardii; Amphioxiformes; Branchiostomatidae. The record is from RefSeq and is a predicted model, not a curated record. Bases 1 to 1092 code for a protein of 363 amino acids. Gene Ontology annotation, cellular component: membrane. Gene Ontology annotation, biological process: G protein-coupled receptor signaling pathway. The transcript has 6 exons. Gene Ontology annotation, molecular function: G protein-coupled receptor activity.